CGUAUUCGCUAUAUUCUCUCAUACCAGAGACACCAGAGGUUGAUUGUCAAGGAAGCUAUUUUGAGAAUUAAAUUGAGUUCCAAAAAUUCUUUUGUGUUUUUUCUUCGUUUUUUCGUUAAUUUAGUUCGAUUGAAGUUUUCAGAUUGAAAAACACAUUUCAAAAUAAACGAUGAUUACACAGUGGUGUGAUGUGUGAAAAAAAGAAGAAGAAAAUUUCAAAGAACCAUUGCCGCCUGAUUAGACUGAGUGAAUUGUGUUAAGUUGUUUUUCCAAAGGAAAACUGAAAUGAAUCCUAGUGCAAACCGAUUCUGAUUACAAACUCUUAUUAAUUCGAAGAAAACAAAAUUUUAUGUUUGAAAAUAUUUAUAUGUGUGUGUAAUGUAAAUCCAUUUUUGACAGUAUACACUACAGUUGAGAUUAGAAUGAUAUAAAGACUAUCUGCAUUAUUUGGGUAUUAAUAAUGAAGAAAAUUGCCGAGCAAAAACUUCAGGCGUUUGCCAUUGGUGCAAUGGGACAGCGACCAUUGUCACGUCGAGAACAGGAGGAGCGCCGAAAACGAGAAGAGGAACAAGCUGCUGCAUCUGUGUUUAAAGAGUUUGUGGAAACAUUUGAAGAAGCCCCAUCAUCGGUGGCAAAAGUAUGGGUUAAAGCCGGAACAUAUGAUGCUGGUUCACGAAAGGAGGAUAAUAAGGAAAAGGGAAAAUUGUACAAACCUCAAGCACAAGCCAAACAUGACGAGAAACCCAUCGAAAAGUCGAACGAACAGCCAAAAUUGCAGCCAACACCGGCAUCAUCAGCUGCAGCAGCAGCAAAGAAAGAAGCUGCCGCUAAGAAAAACAAAGCUCAAGAGAAAAAGAAGAGUAAUUUGGAAUUGUUCAAAGAGGAAUUGAGACAAAUGCAAGAGGAACGUGAAGAGCGUACAAAAUAUAAAACAAUAGCAAAAAGUAUGAUACAAGCCGAUACAACGUUAGCAGCAUUUACACGGGAACCCGAUGCACCACCGACCACAUACGGUUCCAUGGAUAACGGUGAUCCGAAUACAACAAAUAUAUACUUGGGAAAUUUAAGUCCAAAAAUAACUGAACAACAAUUGAUGGAGAUUUUUGGCCGUUAUGGGCCAUUAGCAAGUAUCAAAAUUAUGUGGCCACGGUCCGAAGAAGAGAAACAACGUGGUCGAAAUUGUGGUUUUGUUGCUUAUAUGAGCCGUUUGGAUGCGGAACGUGCGCUCCGUUGUCUAAAUGGACGUGAUGUUAUGGGCUACGAAAUGAAACUGGGAUGGGGAAAAUCGGUAUCAAUAAUGACCUAUCCAAUUUAUAUACCGCCCACGUUAAUGCAACACUAUAUGCCACCGCCACCAUCAGGAUUGCCUUUCAAUGCUCAACCACAACCAAAUGAAGCCGAAAAUUUUCCACCGCCAGAUUAUUUUCACGAUUACAACAAAGAUCCAGACAUAAAACGUGAUAUGGAAGAGCUCGCCUAUAAAAGUAUUGUUAAAGUUAUGAUUCCAACAGAACGACCGCUGUUAGCGCUUAUUCAUCGUAUGAUCGAAUUCGUUAUACGCGAAGGACCAAUGUUCGAGGCAAUGAUUAUGAGCAAAGAAAUCGACAAUCCAACAUUUCGGUUUUUGUUUGAGAAUGAAAGUCCGGCGCACAUCUAUUAUCGAUGGAAGUUGUUUUCAUUGCUGCAAGGUGACACGCCAACCGAAUGGCGACAGAAGGAAUUUCGAAUGUUCCAGACCGGUUCAAUAUGGAAACCGCCACCAUUAAAUUUCUAUACACAAGGAAUGCCGGAAGAACUAAUUGUUGAUGACGAAGCACCUGAAAUUCGCAAAGGAACUCUUUCAACAGCGCAACGUGAUCGAUUAGAAGACUUGAUUCGUCAUUUAACACCGGAACGUUCAAAAAUUGGCGAUUGUAUGGUAUUUUGCAUUGAACAUGCUGAUGCCGCCGAUGAAAUUUGCGAAUGCAUCGAAGAAUCAAUGUCAAACACACAAACAUUGAUCAGCAAGAAAAUUGCACGGCUUUAUUUAGUUUCGGAUAUUUUACAUAAUUGCACCGUUAAAGUUUCCAAUGCCAGUUUUUAUCGAACGUCAAUGGAAAAAUACUUGGAAGAAAUAUUUAAACAUUUAAAUGCAACGUACAAAAGCUUAGAAAGUCGAUUAAAGGCUGAAGGAUUCAAGGCGCGUGUAGUACAAGUGUUAAAAGCAUGGGAUGAAUGGCUUGUCUACGACCGCGAUUUUAUUAAUAAAUUAAAGACCAUAUAUUUGGGCAUUCAACAUACGAGUGAAAAGAGGGAACCAGAGCCAGAACCAUUGAUAGGAUCAGGCGAUGAAAAGGAAGAUGAAGACUUGGAUGGUGUUCCGUUGGAUGGUGCGGCUUUACUUAAAAGUGCUUUUAUGCGUGGCAUUCCUGGUGCAGCAACGAGCGUUACUGAUUCACCGUCACAUGAACGAGUGACGCUAAUUCAAGAGAAUGUAGACUCAGAAUAUGAAGAUGACAUUGACGGAAUUCCAUUGGAAGAUCCUGAUAUCGAUGGCAUUCCUAUAGGAAAUAAAGACCAAAGUCCAGUAGCAGCCGGUUUUAUACCAUCAAAAUGGGAAACAGUUGAUCCCGAAAAGAUUGAAGCCCAAGCCAUAACCACAUCAAAAUGGGAAACAUUGGAAACUCAACCGACAACAAAUUUAUCGGAAGAUAGUUUUGAUAGUUUUGAAUAUAGCGAAGGUACUCGUGACUAUGACGAAGAGAAACGUUUGCGAUUGCGUGAAGUUGAAUUGAAAACCGUACAAUACCAAGAUGAAUUGGAAUCGGGAAAUCGAAGUUUAAAAUCCGGAUGGAGUGUGCAGCAACAAUGUGAACAUUAUAGAAGAAAAUUGAUGAAACGUUCAUUGCGUGAAUUACAAACAGAUUCACCACAUUCGGGACGAACGUCGUCGCUUAAACGUAGUCCAAGCCCUACAGAUUCGUUAAAAAAAUCGAAAAAAUCAAAACGUUCCCCGUCGCCACAGUACAAUCGAAACACAUCGUCGCGUCGCCGAUCUAGGUCGCCCGGCUAUAGCAAAAGAAUACGAGAUUCGAUAUCACCUUCUACCAGAUAUCGAAAGCAUCGUCGAUCAAGGUCAAGGAGCUCAUCACAUUCUCCUAAACGAUACAAUGAUCGCUCUCUUUCACCUUCGUCACGAUCCUCAAAAUAUGAAAGUAAUCGUCGAUAUCACAGGUCACCAUCGCCGGUAUCAACAAAAAGUUACGAAAAAAGCAGUAGCCGACACAUGCCAUUAUCACCAAACCGAUACACUACCUCUAAGCGACGUAAACAUCACCAUUAAAGACUAAAAUAAUUUUGUAGGUUUUUUUUAAAUUUCUCAUCGUAACAUCGGAAUCAUAGCGAAAAUUAAAAAAAAAAAAAA
Contarinia nasturtii (swede midge) is the source of this 3403-nucleotide messenger RNA. RefSeq names its product U2 snRNP-associated SURP motif-containing protein. Gene Ontology annotation, biological process: RNA processing. The transcript is spliced from 14 exons. The coding region runs from base 461 to 3322 and encodes 953 amino acids. Lineage: Eukaryota; Metazoa; Arthropoda; Insecta; Diptera; Cecidomyiidae. Gene Ontology annotation, cellular component: nucleus. The record is from RefSeq and is a predicted model, not a curated record. Gene Ontology annotation, molecular function: RNA binding.